Molecule: messenger RNA, 1641 nt
Organism: Ornithorhynchus anatinus (platypus)
Lineage: Eukaryota; Metazoa; Chordata; Mammalia; Monotremata; Ornithorhynchidae
Gene: KCNV2
Product: potassium voltage-gated channel modifier subfamily V member 2
Exons: 2
Coding region: 1-1641 (546 amino acids)
Biological process (GO): potassium ion transmembrane transport; protein homooligomerization
Cellular component (GO): membrane; voltage-gated potassium channel complex
Molecular function (GO): voltage-gated potassium channel activity; protein binding
Source: RefSeq, a predicted model, not a curated record
AUGCGGGACCCCAGGCCGAGGGCCCCGUCCGGGAGCCUCCCGACCCGGAAGCCAGCCGAGAGCUCCCCGGCCCGGGGAGCCCACCCGAAGGCGGAGGACGAGGAGGGAGGCGGGCGACGCCGCGGGAGCGUGGCUCCCUCCGGCUCCCGGGGGCGCCCGCCGGCACGGCCCGGGGGCGCCCACGACCCCCGCGUAGAGGACGAGGACGGCGGGGGGGCCCGGGAGGCCGGGGAGGAGGAGGGGGCCGCGGCGGAGGCCGAGCCCGGGCCCCCGUCCCAGCUGAACGUCAACGUCGGGGGCCGGAGCUACCGGCUGAGCCGCGGGGCGCUGGCCCGCCACCCCGAGACCCGCCUGGGCCGCCUGGCGGCCUCCCCGAGCCGGGCCGGCCGGCUGGGCCUCUGCGACGACUACGCGGCCGGGCGGGACGAGUACUUCUUCGACCGCGACCCGGCCGUCUUCCAGCGGAUCUACAGCUUCUACGCCUCCGGGGUGCUGCGGGUGCGGGACGAGCUGUGCCCCCGCGGCUUCCUGGAGGAGCUGGCCUACUGGGGGGUGCGGCUGCGGCACACGCCCCGCUGCUGCCGCAUCUGCUUCGAGGAGCGGCGGGACGAGCUGAGCGAGCAGCUGAAGAUCCAGCGGGAGCUGCGGGCCCAGGCCCAGGCGGAGGAAGCCGAGGGGCUCUUCCGCCACAUGCGCGGCCCCUGCCGGCCCCUGCGCCGGCGCCUCUGGAACCUCAUGGAGAAGCCCUUCUCCUCGGCGGCGGCCAAGGCCGUCGCGGUGGCCUCCAGCUUCUUCGUGCUCAUCUCCGUGGUGGCCCUGGCCCUGAACACGGUGGAGGAGAUGCAGCAGCGGGCCCGGGCCGGCGACCCCCGGCCCCUCCUGGAGCACGUGGAGACCCUGUGCGUCGCCUUCUUCACCCUGGAGUACCUGCUGCGGCUGGCCUCCACGCCCGACCUGCGGCGCUUCGCCCGCAGCGCCCUCAACGCCGUGGACCUGGUCGCCAUCCUGCCCCUCUACCUGCAGCUGCUGCUGGAGCGCUUCGCCGGCGACGAGCGGGCCCGCGGCGGGGGCGCCCCCCGCGAGCGAGACGUCGAGACGGUGGGCCGGGUGGGCAAGGUGGGCCAGGUGCUGCGCAUCAUGCGCCUGCUGAGGAUCUUCCGCAUCCUCAAGCUGGCCCGCCACUCCACCGGCCUGCGGGCCUUCGGCUUCACCCUGCGCCAGUGCUACCAGCAGGUGGGCUGCCUCCUGCUCUUCAUCGCCAUGGGCGUCUUCGCCUUCUCCGCCGCCGUCUACUCGGUGGAGCACGACGUCGCCGGCAGCGGCUUCGCCAGCAUCCCCCACGCCUGGUGGUGGGCCGCCGUGAGCCUCUCCACCGUGGGCUACGGGGACAUGUGCCCAGAAACGCACCUGGGCCGGCUCUUUGCUUUCCUCUGCAUCGCUUUUGGGAUCAUUCUAAAUGGGAUGCCCAUCUCCAUUCUCUACAACAAGUUCUCAGAUUACUACAGCAAGCUGAAGGCUUACGAAUACACGGCCGUCAGGCGGGAAAGAGGCCAGGUGAACUUCACGGGGAGAGCCGUGAAGAAGCUCUCUGAAUGUGUGGCGAGAGACGUCACCCAUCGGCCCCCCGAGAUGGGGCGCUGA